Messenger RNA from Mercurialis annua (annual mercury), 903 nucleotides. RefSeq lists its product as uncharacterized. Gene Ontology annotation, molecular function: carbohydrate derivative binding; isomerase activity. The record is from RefSeq and is a predicted model, not a curated record. Gene Ontology annotation, biological process: carbohydrate derivative metabolic process. Lineage: Eukaryota; Viridiplantae; Streptophyta; Magnoliopsida; Malpighiales; Euphorbiaceae. The transcript has a single exon. The coding region runs from base 136 to 792 and encodes 218 amino acids.
UGAGAACUUCGUACAAGCUUAAUAGUAGUAGUAUAACUUCGAGUUGAUUCAUUGGGGCCUUUAAGCUUGUUGCUUCUAUGGGCCUAAGUCCAGAAAAGGACGUUUGUCUCUCUCUGCCGCCAGUCUAAUAAGAUAAUGGAAAAACAGAUAAUCCAGAGAGUUGAAAUUUUGACACCAAUGGCCGGUGAAGCUCCAUCAUCCUCAAUGUCAUCUCUAGCUUCAGAAAUAUGCAGUCACAUAGCCUCCAUCUUCUCCAAACCUACAGAGCCUCAUCCACCACCGUUGGACCUUAUGGUCACCACUCUCUCCGCCACUGCCUCCAAGAACGGCCGCAUCUUCCUGUAUGGAGUAGGCCGGGAAGGGCUCAUGCUUAAGGGUCUAUGCAUGAGGCUGGCUCACCUAGGCCUCUCCACCCACUUCAUCUUCGACAUGACCACUCCCCCAAUCGCCCCUAACGAUCUCCUCAUCGCCUCUGCAGGACCUGGUGGAUUCUCCACGGUUGAUGCUUUAUGCUCUCUGGCAAGAUCUUAUGGUGCCAAAGUUCUGCUGCUGACCGCUCAGCCUGAGACAGGAUCGUGUGUAGAGCAUGCCAGCGUCGUUUGCUAUGUGCCUGCACAGACUAUGGCUAAUGAUAAGGUGGAGGAUGAGGCGCAUUCAAGGGCUUUGCUGCCUAUGGGAAGUGUUUACGAAGGAGCUCUGUUUGUAUUGUUUGAAAUGCUUGUUUAUAGAUUGGGUGAUGUUUUAGGACAGAGUCCUGAGGCCAUCCGAAAUCGACAUACCAAUCUAGAAUGAUGUAGUAGCUAAAGCUGCUGGUGAGCUCGAGUUCUUGCAUAAAUUAAGGACAGCUUUAUAUGUGUGUCUUGUUAAAUUAUUUGAUGCAUUUAGUAGAAAACAUUUUGAGCA